UUUAAGAGUGCAAUGAUUAGGUAUGCAGUGCACCACAAGAAAAACAUUUACUUUAAGAGGAAUGAAUCUAAAAGAGUCCGGGCACUAUGCAUUCAAAAAAACUGCCCCUUCUGCUUUUAUGCCAGCUGGGAAGAUAGGUUCAAAUGCUUCCAAUUGAAAACCAUGAUCACCAAACACAGAUGCAAUUCCAAAUUCAAGCUGAGAGUUGUUAGUCAAAAAUGGAUACAAGAGAAAUACGAAGACAAGGUUAGGGAUGACCCUUGUAUUGGGUAUGUGGCAUUAAAAGACCUCAUUGAGACAGAAUUGGGCAUUCAUAUUUCAACAAGCAUGGUCAGGAGGGCUGUGAGAUGCAUCAAAAAGAGAAUAAAUGCUAGCUUUGAAGAGCAAUUUAACCGCCUUAGAGACUACGAUCAAGAGUUGCUUGAUUCUAUCCCAAACACUACCAUGAAGAUAAUGACAUCGAGAGUUGUUGAUGAUGGCCCUUGUAUGUUUCAGAGGAUCUAUUGCUGCUUUGGUGCCAUGAAAAGGGGAUUUUUAGAAGGCUACAGAAAGAUUGUUGGGCUAGAUGGUUGCUUCUUAAAAGGGCUUUUGAAGGGGGAAAUCCUAACAGCUGUUGGAAGGGAUGCUAACAACAACAUGUAUCCAAUAGCAUGGGCCAUAGUUGAGAUUGAGAAUACAUCUUCCUGGGCAUGGUUUAUAGAGUUGUUGAAGCAUGAUCUGGAAAUUGAUGAUACCAGCCCCUGGACUGUAAUAAGUGAUCAACAAAAGGGUCUUACCAAUGUCAUCCAGACCUUACUCCCUCAAGCUGAGCACAGAAAUUGUGCAAGGCACAUACAUGCAAACUGGAGCAAGAAUCACAGAGGGAAAUACAUGAAGCAGCUGUUCUGGAUGUGUGCUAGGUCCACAUGUCAGUCACAACUUCAAGAGUGGCUUCAAGAGCUUAAAAAAAAGGAUGUUGCAGCCAAACAAGAUCUGGAAAAUUAUCCUUUCAAAACCUGGUGCAAAGCCUUCAUUAGGACUUCUGUAAAAUGUGAUGCAGUUGACAACAACAUGUCAGAGGCUUUUAACCGAACACUGGUGGGGUGUAGGAGCAAACCUAUCAUUCCCAUGCUAGAUGACAUACAGAUUCAAAUGAUGCAGAGAAUUGCUAAAAAGAGAGAUCUAGCUGCAAAAUGGAAAGGUAGGAUUUGCCCUAACAUCAAGAAAAUUCUGAAUACUAACAUAUUGAGAAGCUCAAAGUGGAGGGUGGUAUUCAAUGGAGAUGAUGGCUAUGAGGUUAAGAAAGGGAAGUAUCAAUACAAGGUAAAGCUGGAAGGAGACACUUGCUCUUGUAGAUCUUGGGAGUUGACUGGAAUUCCAUGCCAGCAUGCUAUAUGUGCAAUGUUUGAUCAGGACAAGGAUCCAGAAAGUUAUAUUGAUGAUUGUUAUUCAAUUGCUGCCUUCAGACGAACUUAUUCCUACACUUUGGAACCCAUUAAUGGGGAAAUGGCUUGGCCUAGAGUAGAAGGAGAGAAAAUACACCCGCCUGCACCCAAAAAAAUGAUUGGACGCCCAAAGAAGAAAAGAACCCGGGAGGAAUCUGAGCCUCCAGCAGGCAAGCUGUCAAGAAAGGGAAGGGUCAUGACAUGUUCCCAUUGUAAGCAAAAGGGCCAUCAAAAACAUGUGUGUCCAACAGCUCCACAAGGCAGUUGAUGUGUGUUUUCUCGCACUUAAAAAGAUUGUAAUAUAGUGGUGUAAGUACGAGUAUCGUCUCCACAGGGACGGACAAAAGGGAAUUAAGGAUUAACUAAAUUCAGCGAUUAAAAAGAAAUAAAUAAAAAUGCGUCGUGCGAG
Molecule: messenger RNA, 1833 nt
Organism: Cuscuta epithymum
Lineage: Eukaryota; Viridiplantae; Streptophyta; Magnoliopsida; Solanales; Convolvulaceae
Source: the annotation of a GenBank genome assembly